Molecule: messenger RNA, 1598 nt
Organism: Callorhinchus milii (elephant shark)
Lineage: Eukaryota; Metazoa; Chordata; Chondrichthyes; Chimaeriformes; Callorhinchidae
Gene: tmem50a
Product: transmembrane protein 50A
Biological process (GO): protein targeting to vacuole; late endosome to vacuole transport via multivesicular body sorting pathway
Source: RefSeq, marked provisional
ACACAUACACACACACACACACAGAGCGAAAGAGAGGGACAGAGAACCGGCUGUUGUGUCUGAGGCGCCAUCCGACGACGGAAGCAGGAUGUCGGGGUUUUUAGAUAACAUCAGAUGCGCGGAGUGCGAAUGCAUCGACUGGAGCGAGAAACGGAAUGCAAUCGCCUCGUCCGCGGCUGGUGUGUUGUUUUUCACAGGUUGGUGGAUAAUCAUCGAUGCAGCAGUCAAAUACCCAGAAAUGGACAAGUUUAAUCACUCCUACCACACUUGUGGGGUUAUAGCAACACUUGCGUUUCUCAUGAUAAAUGCUGUUUCAAAUGGACAAGUGCGUGGUGAUGGAUACAGUGAAGGAUGCAUGGGUCAGACAGGUGCUCGAAUCUGGCUGUUCAUUGGUUUCAUGUUGGCUUUCGGAUCACUCAUCGCAUCCAUGUGGAUCCUGUUUGGAGGCUAUGUUGUGCCACAAAAGCCAGAUGUUUAUCCUGGUAUAGCUGUCUUCUUCCAGAAUGCUUUUAUCUUCUUUGGGGGCUUGGUCUUCAAGUUUGGCCGCACAGAAGAUUUGUGGCAGUGAAUACACAGUUGUGGCAAUUUAUUGACUGUAUCCUGUAGAACUUAUCAUGCACGCCUGUUAUCUGUAACUCUCUCGCUCUACCGUUUGAUAUUCUGAACCAUUUUUGCUGUUGGGUUUACAUGGAAUCAUGGAGUGUAUUGAGACUUUCCCUCCAGGGUUUGUCUUGGGUAUCUGACUUUGUGAUCCAUAUUUGGCUUUGAUUGCUUUGCUAUUAUGCUCUUAAAGGGGCAUUGUCAUCCUUCUGGUGGGGGUAGAGUGAUUAUGCUAAACAAUUAGGGCAGCUUCUACUGUUGUCUAAAUGCAAUGUACAUCGUAGCAAAGGAUUGCAGAUGAAGUACAUGUGAGACUGUUUACGCAGCAUUUAAUGCAUUCAUCAGUCAGAAGCUUUUGUAUACGCACAGACAAGUUUAAACUCUUCCAAUAUAGUGUUGGACUUGUUGGCCACUUCUGGGUUAGAUCCAGUUGAUUGGAGAGUUUCUUUAUAACUGACAUACAGUAUCUGUCUUGUGAACCAAAGUAUCCUGGUGGCACUCCUUGAAGUAGGCUAAAUUAUUCCUUGCUUUCCGUAUUUUUUGCCAAUCUGUCGAAUCCAUCUAACAAUCCUUGCUGUGUUUGUCUAUUACUGAAAAUGAUUUACACACAGCAGUGUUGAAGGAUUUGGAGGACAUUGUUACAUAGAGCAUCAUGUAAUUCCAGAAUUUUACAUAUCUACAUGUGACUAUAUUUGGUCAUCCUAAGGAUUUCAUCCAAAUGUGUGGAAUGUCUGGUGGUCAGAUGAACAAAUGAAUCCUCCGAAUGCUAACUUGUCUUCAGAAUCUUAUGUUAAGCAGCCAAAUUAACAGCCAUGUCUAUUAUGGCUCCAUUAACUGACAUUGCAUCAUCAUGACCCUAACUUCUAGACAUUGGGUGCUUUACCUUGGUGGGCUAGUUAUCCAUGCAGUUAUUCUGACUUUUGUAUGUAACAGCAGUGUAACUAUUCAUAAAACACUACUUAAUGCAAGUCCUUCCCGUAAAAUAAAUUUAUUACUUC